This is a messenger RNA of Penicillium olsonii, 531 nucleotides long. Lineage: Eukaryota; Fungi; Ascomycota; Eurotiomycetes; Eurotiales; Aspergillaceae. The record is from the annotation of a GenBank genome assembly.
AUGCCUUUCUCAUCAGCCAUCGCCAAACCAAUGCAGCUGGUCUCCCGUGUCAUGCAAUGGACCAGUUCCGUCAUUGUCAUGGGCUUGACUGCACACUUUAUCCACCACGGGCCCCGCGGUCAACAUAUCCUCUUCCAGGAAGUCAUCGCUGUGCUCUCUGUCGUCUUCUUCCUUCCGGGCUUCAUAUCUCCCUUCCUCCCCAAGGCACUGGGCAGAUUUGUCCUCGGUAUUGAUAUCGUCUUCUCUUACCUCUGGUUGACCUCGUUCAUCUUCUCUGCCCAAGACUACAGCACGAGGGCAUGCUACUUCACCUCCCCAUCUGGGGUCGGUUGUACCCGGAAGAAGGCGAACGAGGCCUUCAUCUUCUUGGCUUUCAUCUUUACCUUCUUCGGCAUGUUUCUUGAAGUCGCGGCUCUUUGGGCCUAUCGCAAGGAGAACACCCACGCCGUCCACCAGCCUGCUGUCUCCGAUAAGGAGGCCGGUCCACGUCAGCCUCUUGAUGCUCCGGCUGCUACUCCCGCCGCCAUCUAA